AUGUCUCCCAUCUCAACUUCAGACAUAAAGCCCCCCUCGCAGCUGUCCUUUAACGGUAUCAGCAACGGAAACGCCGUACAACCACAGCAAGACCCCGAGUAUCUCUCAACCCAGCCCGGCCCAGAUCACGACUGGAAAGUCAGCCUCAAGAACAAGGUCGUUGCCAUAACUGGGGCCAACCGGGGAAUAGGUCUCGGUAUUGCAGAAGUCUGCCUCGCCAACGAUGCCUUAGCAGUCUAUUCUCUGGACAUCUUCGAGCCCGGCGAUGAAUUUCAAGCCAUCCGAAAUGAAAACCCGAAGCGCUUCCAUUACAUUCACUGCGACGUCACUUCCGAAGAGAGCAUUACAUCCGCCAUAGACACCAUUGUUGCAAACCAAGGCCGCAUUGACGGUCUCGUUGCAAAUGCCGGAAUGACGAAACAUCAACCCGCACUACAGUUCGACCACGCGCAGCUUGAGCAGCUAUUCAAGCUCAAUGUUUUCGCCGCGUAUUUCUGUGCCACGGCCGCAGCCAAGAAAUUCAUUGAACUUGGAGUAAGAGGGUCCAUCGUUUUUACUGCAUCGAUGACAUCCUACCGACCCAACCGUGCCGCUCCCUCCGCUCCCUACGGCGCCACUAAAGCCGCCGUUCGGAACAUGACACACACUCUCGCCAUGGAGUGGGCGAAACACGGAAUAAGAGUGAACUCGGUCUCUCCCGGGUUCGUGAAGACGGCCAUGACGUACUUUGUGGACCAGGCACCCGAUUGGAAGCUCAAGAUGCAAUAUUAUGGAGGCAUGCCGAGGUUAGCGGAUCCAAAGGAGUUAGGAGGUGCUUAUGUGUAUCUGCUUUCCGACGGGGCGAGUUACACAACGGGCGUUGAUUUGCCAGUGGCAGGGGUUGUGGGAGCAUGGUAG
Molecule: messenger RNA, 897 nt
Organism: Coniosporium apollinis CBS 100218
Lineage: Eukaryota; Fungi; Ascomycota; Dothideomycetes
Exons: 1
Coding region: 1-897 (298 amino acids)
Cellular component (GO): intracellular anatomical structure
Molecular function (GO): oxidoreductase activity, acting on NAD(P)H, oxygen as acceptor
Source: RefSeq, a predicted model, not a curated record